Molecule: messenger RNA, 1610 nt
Organism: Photinus pyralis (common eastern firefly)
Lineage: Eukaryota; Metazoa; Arthropoda; Insecta; Coleoptera; Lampyridae
Product: probable cytochrome P450 6a14
Exons: 3
Coding region: 8-1531 (507 amino acids)
Molecular function (GO): oxidoreductase activity, acting on paired donors, with incorporation or reduction of molecular oxygen; iron ion binding; heme binding
Source: RefSeq, a predicted model, not a curated record
UACCAGAAUGGCAUUAACGUCCGGCAGUGUCUACACGGAUCUGCUUACCCUAGUUGUAGCAGGGUUGAUAUUUGUUUACGCAUAUUUCAAAUGGACGUUCACGUAUUGGGCAAGGAAAGGCUUGCCCCACCUUAAACCAUCGUUCCCAUCUGGUACCAUGCAAAAUCCGGUUUGGCCGAAAAUUUCGCUUGGAGAAACGCUGAUGCACCAGUACAGAGAGUGCAAGGAGAAAGGGCUGAAGCACAUUGGACUAUUCACCUUCUCGAGACCGAACUACAUGCCCAUCGAUUUGCAGUACGUAAAAAACAUUCUCUCAAGCGAUUUUAAUUACUUCGUCGACCGCGGCGUCUACUACAACGAAAAGGUCGAUCCGCUCAGCGCCCAUCUUUUCUCGCUCGAGGGUCAGAAGUGGAAGAACCUGAGAUCGAGGUUGACGCCCACGUUCUCCUCCGGAAAAAUGAAGAUGAUGUUUCGCCUGGUGAUGGAGUGUGGUAAGCACAUGACAAGCGCAAUGGAGGAGGUUGCGAGAAAACAAAUUCCGAUCGAAACCAAAGAUUGGCUGGGACGCUUCGGCACCGACGUUAUCGGUACGUGCGCGUUCGGCAUCGACUGCAACAGCUUCCAGGAGCCCAACUCCGCCUUCAGAACCUACGGCAAACGGGCACUAUGCCCCACGAAAUGGGAAAUCGCGAAAACCUUCCUAGGCUUCGCCAACGAGAAGUUCGCCCGCAGAAUGUCAGUCCGCAUAACGCCCGUCGACGUGACCGCCUUUUUCCUGAAUAUCGUCGAGGAGACCGUCAAGCACCGAGAGGAAAAUAACGUACAGCGCAAUGACUUUUUGCAAAUCUUGUUAGAAUUGAAAGACAGUGUUGGAGAAAAUGACGCGAACAAGUCACUGACAAUCGAAGAACUGACCGCUCAAGCGUUCAUCUUCUUCCUCGCAGGUUUCGAAACGUCAGCGACCACCAUGUCAUUUUGCCUAUACGAGUUGGCCGAAAAUCUGCACAUACAAGAUAAGCUACGCGAGGAGGUCGAAACAGUUCUCGAGCGCUACGACGGAGAGCUCUGUUACGAUGCGAUCAAGGAGUUAAAAUACAUGAAGCAGGUCAUAGACGAAACGCUAAGAAAACACCCGCCACUACAGCUCCUGCUGCGGAUGUGCGUGCAAGACUACAAGGUACCAGGAACAGACUUCACAAUUGAAAAAGGAACCGCAGUCUCAAUACCAGUACAAGGGCUACACUACGACCCCGACUACUUCCCCGAACCCGAAAAGUUCGACCCGGACCGGUUCAGCGAGGAGAACCGGAGGAACAUAAAACCGUUCACCUACAUGCCAUUCGGCGAAGGGCCUAGGAUGUGCAUCGGUCUACGGUUUGGACUCAUGCAAGUGAGUGUGGGACUAGCUCUUCUAUUGAAAAACUUCCGCUUCACGCUGCACGAGAAGACUCCCCUCCCCCUACAGAUGAACCCGCGCUCGUUCCUUUUAUCGACACUUGACGACAUUUAUUUGAAUGUCGAGAAAGUAUAGCCUGUAAGGUCUUGGUUUAUCGUAUUUUUUUACCGCACUCGAGAUAUUUUUUUUAAUAAAACGAGAAUUUACAUAAGAA